Microcebus murinus (gray mouse lemur) is the source of this 2168-nucleotide messenger RNA. RefSeq names its product serpin family E member 3 (gene SERPINE3). Gene Ontology annotation, biological process: negative regulation of endopeptidase activity. Gene Ontology annotation, molecular function: serine-type endopeptidase inhibitor activity. Lineage: Eukaryota; Metazoa; Chordata; Mammalia; Primates; Cheirogaleidae. The record is from RefSeq and is a predicted model, not a curated record.
ACAUUUUUUCCCCCAACAUAAUGGUUUACUUCUGAUCUGACCAGGGCCUUGCCAAAGUCACACAUCUAGUGAGUGACAGAAGCCAGUCCUGUCCUCCGGCCCACAGCUUGGCUUUCAGAAGGAUCACAGUGAGUAUUUCGAAUGCUGGCACAGCAGGACACAGUAAUGUGGUCUGGGCAGGUGGGACUCAGGGUGGGUAACCAAGACAGGCCAGCCCUGCCCAGCCGCUGAAAACAGAGCCGGGCAUCUCAGUCCCCCUGGGGCAUGUGCCCCUCUCUCACCGGCGCCAGCAGCCCUCCUCACCUGCAUGUCUCCCCUCUGAACUGCAGGAACGCGCCAGCCUCCAUGCCGCCCCUCCUGGUCACCCUCUUCCUCCUUCACUCCUGCUUCCUCCGAGGGGACGGCCACCUCCGUGAAGGCCUGGCAUUGCUGAAGACUGAGUUUGCACUUCGCCUCUACCGGAGCGUGGCAGCAGGUAGAAACGGGACGAACUUUGUCAUCUCUCCUGCUGGCGUGUCUCUGCCCCUGGAGAUCCUGCAGUUUGGAGCCGAAGGGAGCACUGGCCGGCAGCUGGCGGAUGCCCUGGGGUACACCGUGCAAGACCAAAAGGUGAAAGACUUCUUGCAUGCUGUGUAUGCCUCACGACCCAACUGCAGCCACGGUGCCGAGAUGGAGCUGGCCUGCAGACUCUUUGUGCAAGUGGGAACGCCGCUGUCCCCCUGCUUUGUGGAGCAGGUCUCCUGGUGGGCCAACAGCAGCCUGGAGCCGGCCAACCUCAGCGAGCCCAACGGCACCGCCAUCAUCAUCCCCGCCGGCGCAGGGGCCUCCAGACAGACUGCAGGUGGGGGCCCCGCGGGCUCGCAGGGGGGGCAGGCCGGCGCGGCCUCCGCGCAGCUGGCGCUUGUGAGCACCAUGUCCUUCCAAGGCACUUGGCGGAAGAGGUUCUCCCCCACAGACACGAAGCUCCUGCCUUUCACCUGCGCCCCCGGCCUGGUCCUCCAGGUCCCCAUGAUGCACCAAAUGGCCGAGGUCAACUACGGUCAGUUCCAGGACGCCGCAGGCCAUCAGGUGGGGGUGCUGGAGCUGCCUUACCUGGGAAGUGUGGCGAGCCUGAUCCUGGUGCUGCCCCGAGACAAAGACGUCCUCCUGGGCCACAUUGAGCCACACCUCACAGCCAGCAUCAUCCACCUCUGGACCACCAGCCUGAGGAGAGCCAGGAUGGACGUGUUCCUCCCCAGAUUUAGGAUCCAAAAUCAAUUCAACUUAAAAAGUAUUUUAAAUUCUUGGGGAGUCACUGAUCUUUUUGAUCCACUCAAAGCCAACUUGAAAGGAAUUUCAGGCCAAGAUGGCUUUUAUGUUUCUGAAGCGAUCCACAAUGCCAAGAUUGAGGUUUUAGAGGAAGGCACCAAGGCAUCUGCAGCUACAGCUCUGUUGUUACUGAAAAGGUCUCGGAUUCCCAUUUUUAAAGCAGAUCGGCCAUUUAUCUUUUUCCUGAGAGAACCCAAUACAGGUACUACAGUAUUUUUUGACAGGAUCCAGAAAUAUUUAUCAGUAUUUCCUAACAAGGGCUCAUUUGUCCACUACAGACUAAAACAAGGAUUCCUUCUAGCUGUUUCUAUGGUGCUUCAGAAGCUUCCCAGUUGCUGUGUCUUGUGUGCUGAGAAAAGGGACUAUUUCAUAAUUACCAAGGAAACUAUUAUCCUCUGUGCUUUUUGCCUUCUUGUUCCCUUAGUUCAUUUAUAGUUAAUGUAAAUUUUUUUAAAAAUUCAAGUUUCUACUUCUGGAGAGACUUAGAAAAAUUGCAAAAGUAUUAUAAAACGAUAAACCUUGCCUUUUUUCAGUUGUCCCUUAGCUUUUGUGUCAUUUUGGAAAUUAGGUAGGUUCUUGCGGUCACAAGAGUAUAACAGAGUAGUCCUCUAGUGACUCUAAGAUGCUAGUGAAUGCAUCUGGAUUUCUAUACCAUUCUUCUGUUGACCUUUCUCAAAAAUCAAAAUGUUUAAACCCUACUAUACAACCUUAUCUUAAUCCAAAGAUGGUAUGGUACACCAGGACAUGCAGAUGUCCUUUAAGCUUCAACACAAAAUUGAACAAAGUAUUUAAACUAUUCCUCUUAGUGUUCCUCCUCCCCCUCUGACAAUUACUUAUCAGCUUAGGAAGGAAAAGAGAUU